UACAGUACGUUGGCUUGCAAAGCGAUUUAAUUGUUGUUUUUAAUUAUCUGUUUACAAAAAGAGUGUGUCUCGUUCUCACAACACCUGCCUUGAGGUGCUAAAAAGCUUUCGUGUUAUAUAGCAUUCAAUGCAAAGAGAAGCGAGUUUAAUCAAAAUUCGAAGCUUGCAGUGCUGUGCUUUAAAUCACUGUCUCCCUCUCUCUGUCACACUGUUGAUCGGUAGUGGUGUAUGGUGGCCGUCUCUAAAAAGAGAAACUCGCAACAAUUUGUGAAGCUCAUAAUGGCAGCAGAAUUCGAAUCGCUCUUUUACUCCAACUUUGCACAAAAACACACACACAAACAUAAAUAUAUACACAUACUUACAUGAUUCGCUUGUAUAAGCGAAGCCAUUAGAAAAUCUACGUGCUCCCUGUCAAAGCUAAAUCCCAAAUUACAGGUAAGAGAGUGCGAGAGUCUGGCAAUUUGUAUUGCGCUAUCUGUGAGAUACUAGGCUUGUUCACAACCACUUCAGUAGCCGAUAAAACGUCAAGCUGCUUUCACGCUCUACGCAGGGUGGUCACAAACACCAGCAAAUACCAAGAGCAACAUUUUCGAUCGACUCGCACGCAUUCCACAACAUCGCUUUAAUUCAUAAUGUAAUUUUCUUAGCUUGUUUCAUUCUGCCGUACAAUCAUGAACUAAAGUGAGAUUUACAUACAUGUAUGUAAAUACAUAAGUACUUAAGUAAAUUACCUGAAAGAAGAAGAACACAUCAGAGGCCGUCCAAUAGAGGGACGAACCGUCGGCAAUUAUAAAAAACCUAUUUCAUUAUUUGGUGCAUUUUGAAAACUCGUCAGAAAAAUGUGCCGCUGCUGUCAAAGCUGCCUGGAAGAUCUAUACUGGAACUGCUUUGAGGAGCGCUUUUGCUAUGAUGAAUCGAUCGCUAACUAUAAUCCAGAAGACGAUGAGGAGCAUCUGGCGUCGCAAAAAAAUGGAUCCAUCAUCGGACGCAUACAGCCGUCUGCAACAGACAAUAAUAAUAUGUUGACCGUGCCGCAACCAAUCUGCGAUCAGCCGCUGGGACACGGAAACUCUGGAAUGAUGAGCGCAAAGAUACACGAGGAGGAUUAUCGCCGUGUGACACAGACGAACGUGCCCAUGCUUGGUCCAGAAAUACUAGCUGUUUUCGCUAACUCACAGAUCUUCCAGGAUCAUCAGCCAACAAAGUUGAACCGCAUUAGCACCAAAACCUAUUUAGCGGGCAUUCACUCACCAAGCAAGGAAAUACCAACCACCCCACGCCUUAGCGAGCAGGAACGGUUGCUCAGACGUCUGGAAGGUAAUGACGGACAUGGUCACGCUCAGAUUGUUAGUAGCGGCAAGAUAAGUGCGGGCCUCUCCACCGAUGCCACCGACUUGAUCAAGGGAGCUUCAGUUUCUGGGACACCCGAGAAACGCAUUACCUUCACGUUGUGUUCUUCUGACUCUUCACCAGAAGGCAGCCAGACGCUAACGUCGAAAAAAUUUGAGCCGAUUGCAGAGGAGGAUAAGGAGGACGAGAAAGAUUUAACAGAUGAGGUGAUUUUGCGACCUCGUCUAAUAGAUCGUCAUCCCCACCUGCUGCCGAGUCUAAGCGGUCUAUCGACAACCCCCAAGCGAGUUUUGCGUUCUGCGAAAAGCGUACCACAUAUGCACCUACGUGACUCGACCAGCGACACAGAUAUAUUUGCCAUAACUGGCACUGGAAGCCAGAUUAGCAUGACACCGGAGGUUCCCUUCAUAUCAUUUAGCAAUUUGCCCAAGAACUAUGAAGAUACUCCAACCAUUGAAAAGUAUCGCGUCUCUCAGAGCCUCUAUUCCAUACAGAGUGCCAAUGCCGCAAAAGCAUCGAAGGAGGAUUACUCUAUGCCACGAUAUUUCAGACGCUCCAACAUGCUCAACAUGACACAAAGUACAGAAAUCUUGCCCAACUCCACAUCCUUAGCAUCCAUAUCAGCAUCGCCAGUUUCGGCGUCAUCGUCUAAAGACGAGCUGCCCCGACCAGAGCAUGCUAAAAGCAAACGUCUCCAAAUGCUACGUGGUAAUCUUCCUCCACUUCUUAUACAUUCUGUGUCCUUGAAACGAAAUCGAGAUGAGAGCAAGCAAAUGGAUUAGUUUCCGCCCAUUGAUGUUAUAACAACAAUUGUACUUUCUGUAGUAUUUAAAGUGUAUUUGACACAAAUUUUCAUUGUAUAUAUUUAGUCUCAUAUUUACUUAUAUUUGUGUGACUGUGUAAUUAGGCAAAGCCACAGUUGAUAUUAACAACUGUUAAUAUAAAUUAUUUUUUAUUGCGUUUUCUGUUCGCCGAAUAUAAUUUUUUUUUUCUUUCAAAGCCUUAUACAUUCUU
This is a messenger RNA of Drosophila busckii, 2364 nucleotides long. RefSeq lists its product as uncharacterized. The coding region runs from base 840 to 2132 and encodes 430 amino acids. NCBI's taxonomy places the organism in Eukaryota, Metazoa, Arthropoda, Insecta, Diptera, Drosophilidae. The record is from RefSeq and is a predicted model, not a curated record. The transcript has 5 exons.